Messenger RNA from Brachypodium distachyon (stiff brome), 1996 nucleotides. RefSeq lists its product as uncharacterized. The coding region runs from base 912 to 1646 and encodes 244 amino acids. Lineage: Eukaryota; Viridiplantae; Streptophyta; Magnoliopsida; Poales; Poaceae. The transcript is spliced from 3 exons. The record is from RefSeq and is a predicted model, not a curated record.
AAAACUCCUACCGGCGCUCCGUUCUCCGUUGCCUCCCGCGACGGGCGGGCGUUAGGGAUUGCCGGAGAAGCACCGCGGCUCUAGCCAUUUCCCGGCGAACGAAAUAAAUAAAAAAAAUCGCAGGAGGCGACGGUGCUUGCUCGCUCCGACCAACCAUCACCCCCACCCGAGUUCGAACCCCUCUCCACCUCCGCCGCCGUUGCUCCGACGGUGUGGACCACCGACCUCGACCUCGAGGCGCCGCCUCCAGGAGGAUUCAAAAUUGAAGUUAUUGGAGAGUGGAGACACUGGUGUUGCAAGUAGAGCUAGUGCCACCCCUCACUCAUCUCUCUCUCACCUCACUCCAAAUCCCCUCACUGCAAUGGCGCAACCCUAACCGGAUCCAGAAGCAACAUGAGUUCACCAGAAGCAGAACCCAGCUGUCACGCGGCGCUAUUUGUCAAACUGAUUCUCUAUGAAAUCCUCCUCCGCCUCCCGCCGGAUGAGCCCGAGUGCCUCGCCCGUGCCUCCAUCAUGUGCAAAGACUGGCAUCAUGUCCUCGAUGACCCUGGCUUCCGCCACGAAUACAGCAAGUUCCAUCAGGCAUGACCCAUACUAGGCUUCCUCUACAACAACAGCGGCUCCGAUGGCUUUAACGUCUACUCCAGCUUUGCCCCCACCACGACCUUCUCCCUGCAAAAUACCAUGUACUUCAAUUGGUACGUGCUUGAUUCACGCCACGGCCUCAUCCUUUUCGAAUCUAUGAGGGACGAUGACAGGUUCCAGAGCCUCAUCGCCUGGGAUCCUAUCAAGGACGUCCAGUGGAGAUUUCCAUUUCCCAGCCUGAAUACAAGAAUUCAUUGCUGGAAUGCAACGGUACUCUGCGCUUUGGAUGCUGUGACCAUGUCGACUGCCAUGAUAGUCCCUUCCUCAUGGUGUUUGUAGGCACGGGCAACAAUGAGCUCAUGUCUGCCUGCGUCACAUCCGCCAGCGUCUACACGUCUGAGGUUGGUGCCUGGAGCUACUUCACCACAUGUGAGCACCCAUACACCUGGGUUGACAAGCAGCCCAGCGUCCUUUUGGGAAAUACAAUAUAUUUUCUGUGUGAAGGGGGCACUGGAAUCAUGGAGUAUGAUGUGGUUGGGCAGAGGCUAUCAUGGAUCAACACACCCUUUGAGUACGGGGACAGUGAGAGUAACUUUGUCCUCGUGACUGCAGAAGAUGUCAACCUGGGUCUGGCCGGUGUGCAGGACUCAUGUAUAUACAUGUGGAGAAGGGUAUUUGAUGCCAACGCAGCUGUGGCAUGGGCUCAGUCCAGGGUCAUCGAGCUCCAUACGCUGCUCCCCACCCGUGCGCUCUCAGACAAAACCCAUGUGAUUGGCUUUGUGGAGGCAGCCGGAGCCAUUUUGUUGAAAACAAAUUCUGAGUUGCUAAUGUUUAAUCUCAACUCACAUCGAGUCAAGAAGGUAAGCAUCCAGGGUUGCAUAGAUGAUGCAGAUGAUGUAGCCAUUCCGUACAUGAGCUUUUAUACUCCACAUAAUCAAACCGAGAGGGAACUUACUUGGGAACAUGAGGGCAUGAUGCUUCGGAAGUAUCCUGAAUUCUUCCAAACAGAAAAUGGAUCAAGAGAAGCCCAGGAGAGCAAGCUUCAUCUACCCUUAGCCUAAGAAAUCAGAAGCAACCGUGGCUUGAAGGUUGUCGAUGGGAUCUUCAGAUACUCUGUUUAUCAGUUUCACCCUGGUUUACCUGCUGCACAUGAACCUGCAUUUUGAUUGGGAUCGUAGAUGCCGAUUUCACUGAACUUUGGUUUAACCCUUUCAAGAAUGGACCUGAGAUGAUCUAUUUUUCUUUUACCUUGUUGUAGCAGUUGUUGUAGCAGUUGACACUUUUGGAUACCACCCUUUUGUACAGACGAAAUUAAACCAUGUUGUAAGCGUCAUCACUUUUUUGCUUCAGUUUCGCCUUGAGUCAUCUCAAUUAUGAUUGGGUUGAGGAUGAGAAGGGAAUCCAAUUAUUC